This is a messenger RNA of Poeciliopsis prolifica (blackstripe livebearer), 5398 nucleotides long. RefSeq names its product choline kinase alpha (gene chka). The transcript has 12 exons. Gene Ontology annotation, cellular component: cytoplasm. Gene Ontology annotation, molecular function: choline kinase activity; ethanolamine kinase activity. The record is from RefSeq and is a predicted model, not a curated record. NCBI's taxonomy places the organism in Eukaryota, Metazoa, Chordata, Actinopteri, Cyprinodontiformes, Poeciliidae. Gene Ontology annotation, biological process: CDP-choline pathway; phosphatidylethanolamine biosynthetic process. The coding region runs from base 280 to 1536 and encodes 418 amino acids.
AUCCCUCAUCCUCGUUUCAUUCUCCGCAGUUUCAGGCUCGGCUUCGUCGCUCAUCGCUUUGAUAUUCGCGCUCUUUGGCGUUUUCAAGUCGACACCACGCAGAAAUACCGAAUCACAAAAACGGGGCUUUGCUUUCCGUGAGCAUCUCGAGAAAAUAACCGAAUUGAAUCCACCUGCGACACAACCCAGAACGCGGAUACUGCGGAGUUUUUCUCUCUCUCUCUCUCUCUCUCUCUUUUCUUGCUUUGCUGCUUCAUAGAAAGAAAUAAAUAAACAAACAUGAAAACCAAAUUCAUCAACGGGGUGUCGUCGUCCCCCUCCAUGUCGCUGGGCCUCCUGGUGACCGCCAACGCGCUGCACGUCCAGCCCGACACCCAGGAGGACUCCAGGGAGCUUGUGCGGCCCGAGCAGCCGGACCCGGAGACCCGCCGCAAGGCUUAUCUGUGGUGCAGGGAGUUUCUGCACGGAGCCUGGAAAGGACUGGCCGAGGAGGACUUCGAGAUCACCGUCAUAAGAGGUGGUCUGAGCAACAAGCUCUUUCUGUGCAGCCUCCCCGACUCCGUGGGCUCGGUCGGGGACGAGCCGAGGAGCGUCCUGCUGCGCCUCUAUGGGGCCAUCCUGCAGAUGUCCUGUAAUAAAGGGGACUCCCGACAGUCAAACAAAGAGAAUCACUUCCAAGGAGCAGAGGCCAUGGUUCUGGAGAGCGUGAUGUUCGCCAUCCUGGCCGAGAGGGAGCUGGGUCCGAAACUCUACGGCAUUUUCCCUCAGGGCCGCCUGGAGCAGUACGUCCCCAGCCGUAAACUGGACACCUGUGAGCUGAGCGACCCCAGCAUCUCCGCUGAGGUGGCGCAGAAGAUGGCCAGGUUUCACGGGAUGAGGAUGCCCUUCAACAAGGAGCCAAAGUGGCUGUUUGGGACCAUGGAGAAGUACCUGAGCCAAGUCAUGAGGCUGAGCUUCACCAGAGAGUCCCACCUGCGCCGCUUCAACAGCAUGCUUGCCUACAACCUGCCGCAGGAGAUGGAAACGCUAAAGUUGCUGCUGGAGUCCACACACUCCCCAGUGGUGUUCUGCCACAACGACUGCCAAGAAGGAAACAUCCUGCUCCUGAAGGGCCGCCACAGCUCAGACAAACAGAAGCUGAUGCUAAUCGACUUUGAAUACAGCAGCUACAACUACAGGGGCUUUGACAUCGGCAACCAUUUCUGCGAGUGGAUGUACGACUACACCUGCGAAGAGUUUCCCUUCUUCAAAGUUGACACCCAGAACUACCCUUCAAAAGCCCAGCAGCUUCACUUCAUCGAGAGCUACCUGCGAGAGUCCGACCAGGGCUUUGACAACCUGAGCGAAGAGCACCAGAUGAAGCUGAAAGAGGAGCUGUUUGUGGAGGUCAACAGGUUCUCCCUUGCAUCUCACUUCUUUUGGGGCUUGUGGUCCAUCAUCCAAGCAAGACUGUCAACCAUUGAGUUCGGAUACCUGGAGUACGCCCAGGCCAGGUUUGACGCCUACUUCCAGCAGAAGAUGAUCUGGGCCGCCUAAAGCAGCAGGCGACCGGGUGAUUAGACGACACAUUGAGCCGAAACGUCAGCAAGAGGACACAAAGGCUGAAAAAAAGAUGAAAAGAUCCACGCUUUACCUACUCUCCCCAAUCUUUAGAGGGGAUUCUGCUGCCUCGUGUUGGUGUUUUGUUGACCGAAGCCAAACCUUAAUCCGACGGCCAGGCUCUUGAAUGCCACCUCCAAAUCAAUCGCAGCUCAAAGUUUACAAAUGUAGCGACACAAAGGCCAACUGGAAAAGGAAAGGCACUGACUUCUACUAACCUUCAUUGCCGCUCAGAUGUCCUCUCUGCUUCUGCUGGGCCAUACUGCUAGCAUGAUGAGACUGAGUAGGUGAACGGCAAACUUGGGUCACUGCUGGAGCGGAAAUGUUAACAUUGCAUCAAUGUGUGUGUAUCGAUCAUUCUCUGAUGGAGAUGCUCUAUGGGAAGGAACCAAAACUCUGCCUAGUUUUGCUCACUGAGGCAGCCAGUUGCUAGCUAAGUGUAUUAUAAUAUAUUAUAUAGAGCUCAAUGUGCCAGUAGCCUGUUAACCGAUGAUGGGCUGAAAUUAUGACUUGAUUUAUAGAUUUUUCUGUACACUUUUUCUGUGAUUUCCUUUUUUUAUUAUUAUUAUUUGGGUGUGUUUGUCAUUGUCAGACCAGGACGUUUUAAAGAUGUGAAUACUCGAAUGCAUAAAAAGUUAUGUCAGUUUUGCUUUGUGACGUCCUUACUAAUCAUACUCACAACUGGGCUUUCUGUUUCUCAAAGCAGAAGUAUGGAGUGUUAACAGUGUUUUGUUUUAUUUAAGUGACCAAUAGAUACAACAUUUCCUGAGCCAAAUACCUUAGUAUGUUUUUAUGAACACUGCUGCUAAACGCCACAUUGACAGUUGCGUACUAGAGCCGGCUUUACGCAGAGCGCUGCUUCUUUAGUUUUAACGAUGGAUUCCUGGUGAUUGGUCACUCGUGUGUCGACACAAGUGCCUGGUGCCACGCUGCCUCUUCAUCGCACUCUUCACCCAGAGUAAUGACGCUGGCAGUCGAGGCAUCAAAGCUAACCUGUUUUGCACAAAUCAUUAAAGUAAACAUUGUAAAUAUUUACAGCGACAAGGAGGUAGCGGAAAGAUUUCUGCGAUUUGGAGACCUGGGUCGUGUUAAAAGUUCACGCUCGUGUUAAAAUCAGUGUUUUCAGUCGUGGUGAAAAUCGUACUGCGUCUGAUAACGGAAAUGAAAGCAGAAAAGGGCAAACGGUCUCUGAAGUUUACCUCGACUAUUGCUCUGCUGAUUAACACACCUGGAUCCAAAUGUUGAAACCGGAGGAAUAUAAUCACUGCACUAAAUCAAUGGAACCCAAACACCCAAUUAUAUAUGUGUUGUAGCUAAAUGCAAUAUUUAGUUUCUUGUGUUUAGUUGUUUAAUUGGCACACUGGGCUUCCCUUUAACGUGGUUCCUACAAUGUUGAAGUUUGUUUCCAUUCUUAAUUUCCAUAUUUUGUUUUUUAGUGAAUAAAUUUUUUUUAUAUACUUAACAGAAAAUCUGUAUUACUUCAUGUUUAAAUAAUUUUUUGUUUUUUUAUUUGUCAUUUCAUUUUGCGAAAUUAAUAUCACAGCCAUAAGUGUUUUGCUUUUUAAGUCAUCAAAAUCUGCAGAUGUAUUCAGAAAUCAGAAUUGGACAUUUCAACUUUUUUUUUUUUUGCAGUGCUUGAGUACAGAAUUUAAACUGGACUGUUUCCAGAACUCGGUCUACUUCAGCUUAAUCAGGGAAUGGACCGAACAGCUACGUUUUAGUUGAUACUAACUGAAUAAAUGCAUCAAAAAUCCAAACUGUGCUUUGUAAAAUCAGGAAAACCAUCACCCCUCUUCCCUGUUUAAGGCAGUUUUAACCUUUUUGACCAAAUUAACAAAAACUUUCAUUUUCCUCAACUUAAAGAUGACUGCUUUUUAAAUCGGACUAUUUAAUAAAGGCUAAAGAAAAAGCUAAUCAUGACAAAGAUAAUUAGCCUGAAUGUUGAGACACACUACAGCACUGUUUUUAUUGCGUUAUACCUCUAAACUAACACAGAAUACUCCCUAUGGAAAGUUAGCAUAGUCCUUUUUCUUCACAUUUUAAAGCUUUUACCCACUUUGUGAACAGUUCCUUAUUUGGGACAUGCUGACAGUCGCUAUUGCUGGUCUAUAGUCCAAUGCCAUUAAUCCACCAUCCACUCUGUGAAAACACAUAGCCUACAUCAAGAUUUAAACAUUGACUUUGUCAUUUCCUGCUUCGCCUCAUUCCUCAUAUUCAUAAGCGAAUACUUUGGUGGGCGUGAGAUUGUCGUCAACACCUCUGAGCACUGUGAAGCGUGACGGCAACUGAUCACUACACCUGAAGCUGAAAACUAGAUUUGAAUGGCCAUUGUGGCACUUUUGAAAAGCUUAUUAAAAGAAAAGAAAAAAAAAAACAGGGUUUCUGAACUGUGACUUUGGAGUUAUUUAAAUGUUAGUUGUACUUUUGCUUGUGUAUUUAUAUUUACUUUUUAAUGUGUUUUAAUAUUUCAUGCACUUGAUGUCCACCGUCAGAAUGUGCAAGGGGUUGUACUGGACAGAUAUUUAAUUGUUUUUGUUUUGUUUUUUUUUUGACGGUACUGGCACAUCUUCACUGUCUGUAUCACUUGUGAGACUUCCUUUAAGCUAACCCGAAUUAUUAUUUUUGUUUCAGACAUCGCCUUUUGCUCCUUUGUUUCUCUUGUAAUGUCGCUGUUUAUUUAAAAAGAAAAGCAUCUUGAUGCAUUCCAUCCAUGUUUUGUUUUUUUUGUGUGUGUGUGUUUUUGAAGUGGGAUCACACACACACACACAUUUGGACCUCGAGGUUGGCUUUUAAUGGUCCCCUCGGUCAAACUGUAACUAGACCCUGGUCGCCGAACAAACGCACCCACUCUGUACAUAUUUACUGUAAUAUUCUCUAACAAAUAACAAGUAGAAGAAAAAACAAGAUAUUCAAAGAUAAAUAAUGGAAAAGUUUUAUCCUGUCAUCAUUGCCGGUGCGCAGCGUUGUGAAAAAGUAUCAUCCCCUCACAGAUUUCCCCUAUUUUUGCCAGUUUUUAGCAUCAAGAAAAGGAAAAAAAAAGGAUUUUUUUUCUUAUGACAUCGGAAAAUGUAAAGAGUGGUUGAUUUUAGUCAUUUGUGAAAACUAGCAAAGAAACGCCAGUGUUUGUCCAUUUCGGUCCUCAGGGACCACCGCCCUGCACAUUGAAGGUGUUUCCCCUCUUCCACACACCUGACUUAAAUAAGUGGGAGAUUUGCAGGCUUCUGCAGGUGGCAGGACUUUACAUUUCAGUAAAACACGUUAAACCUAACAACUGGUCGUGCCCACCUUUUGCAGGAAUGUCUUCAAAUCAGCCCGAAUGGCUCGUUAAAAGUCAUGCCGCAACAUUUCAAUGUGAUUCAAGACUUUGACUAAACCACUUCAAACCCUUUUGUAUUUUUUACCUUUUUUCCAAUUGGCUAAUGUUAGUCCAGAGAGCUGUUUCCCCACAAAAACGGACCCCACAUCUGAAAUUGUCUUUUUUUAUUAUUUCUAUUCAGACUGUCAUUGUCUGGCAAUGAAAGUCGGAUCGUCUUCAUCUGAAAGCAAAUCAAAGGAAACCUGCAAGAGGGCCAAUAUCUUUUUCGCUGCGCUGAGCGUCGUGUUGUUGUUCUCCUCGUUGAUGAUGACCACAAAUCUUCUGUGAUUUUACUCACCUUUGUUAUCUAUGCAGCUGCAACUGAACGCGUAUGUACUCACAGCGACUCGCUUCUGUAAUCAGAAAGGUUUUUGUUAAACUGCAGCAGCACUGAAAUGACUGUAAAUCUAUGCUUUGCACAAAUAAAACUGAAGAGACUGAGAA